Messenger RNA from Symbiodinium pilosum, 774 nucleotides. NCBI's taxonomy places the organism in Eukaryota, Dinophyceae, Suessiales, Symbiodiniaceae. The record is from the annotation of a GenBank genome assembly.
AUGUUGUCAUCGUUUAUUGACAGUUUGUUACUUGUCCUCGGCUUUCCCUGCUUGGAGGACGCGCCGGCUGGGCCGGCAGGUGCCUUCGCAGAGUAUGCUGUGGCCUUGGCUGACACUGUGGCCAAGAGGGAGGGCCUGAGUGCAGAGCAGCUGGUAGGCCUCCCCUUGGCCGGCCUCACCUCCUACCAGGCGCUCUUCACGGGCGCAGGGCGUGACUUCACCGGCGCCGAACUUGGCAAGGUGGCUGCAGGCCACAAGCUGCUGGUCUUAGGUGGCGCAGCGGCCACGGGCGCUAUUGCUAUCCAGCUGGCCAAGGCUGCGGGUGCGCACGUGACCACUACUGCCAGCCCCAACAAGAUGCCAGAUGGCACCAGCAAGAUUGACUACAUGAAGAAACUGGGUGCAGACGAGGUGAUCAACUACAAGGAGAAGGAUUGGUCAGAAGCCUUGGCGGGCAAGGACUACGAUCAGAUCUACGACUGCGUCGGGGAUGCCGAAGAUUGGAAGAAGGCUGCAAAGGUCCUGAAGAAGGGAGGUCUCUUUGUCAGCAUCGCCAACUUCGGAGAUGCGAAGUCCACGGACAGCCAUACCUUCAAGAACUUUCUCUUGAAGAGCAACAGCGAGGACCUGAGCAAGAUGGUCCAGAUGGUCAAGGAGGGGAAGCUGAACAUCCCUGUUGACUCCAUUGUUCCCUUCGCGGAUGUCCCCUCCGUUUUGACCAAGAGCAUGGGUUGGGCCAGCGCCGGCAAAUUGGUCGUCAAGGUGUCGGAGUAG